UCUCGACUUUUUGUUCUUGUCUCUGAUUACUAUAUAUUAUAUCUUACUCUUAUUUGGUGGGACUUUAUCUUAGCGCAAAGUUUCUGGCGUUCCUUAGAGUCAUUGCGCAUCUCAUCUGGUUCUCCGCCUGACCGCAGUUAGACAUGACGCACCUGCCUUAGCGUCCCAUGACUCUCCUCUGACACAAUGCUCAUAACCCAAAAUCCUGUCCAGGAUGCUGUUACCACCACUAUUGAGUCUUUGUACGGGACGCCAGGACUUCCCUUGCGAAAGUCUUUGGAAUGGCAGCAAGACACUUCGAUAAUGCCGGCGAAUACGGAGACCCUCGACGCCACGACACGGCCAGCAAAGCCCUCGGUUCUCAGGCUACAAGCUGUGGAUAGGGUACCGAACGAAGGCGACGAUGAUGAAAUCUCCACGGCAACAGACGGUCUUCUAAGCGACAGACGGCCGUCGCUACCACCGCUGGCAAAUCCGCAGGUGCCCGUCUUCACUCUACCUGCUCAUCCGUUAUUCCCACCACUUCCGGUAUACGAGCACCCCCCGUCUGCAGUUGAUACGCUGCGUUACUUAGCCAUCCGGCUUGUGUCGUUUAUGUUGUCUUUGUUCUUCCUUCUGGUUGUGGUGCUCGGUGCUUUCGUUCGCGGUAUUUGGCUUUUCCUCAUCGCGUCUGGGCACUCUAUCAUGGGGAAGAGCCCGCGGCAGCAAAGGAAGUUUCAUGCGGAGGAGCGAGUGCGGAAAUUGGACCGGAGAACGUCAUCGCGGCGGUGGAAGCUUAGACAAGAGAAAAGAGAGGUUGAUGAAGAAGCGCCAGACGACUGUCCUCCCCUGGAGGGAGGCAAGGACCCAGUCGUCGACGAUGUCACGUACUAUGCGAGGAGAGUUGGGUUAGACGUGGAGACGUAUAAAGUGCAGACGGAAGACGGAUUCAUUCUUACGCUCUGGCACGUUUACGAUCCUCAUGAAUAUAGUCCUCUUCCUGCCAGCGAGCGAGGGCCACGCGGGCCACAUGUUUUCGGCGGACAGAAAGAUCCAAAGACAUUUGGUGAUGCUCGUCGGCGGAAAUACCCCGUACUCUUGAUGCAUGGCCUGUUGCAGAAUUCUGGCGCUUAUUGUGCGAAUGAUGAUGACAGUCUUGCAUUCUUCCUGUGCAAGUCUGGAUAUGAUGUUUGGCUGGGAAAUAACCGCUGCGGGCUUGAGCCAGAGCAUAUAACGAUGCUAGAGUCUGAUCCCCGCAUGUGGAGCUGGACGAUUCAGCAUAUGGGUGCUUUCGACAUGACGGCUCUCAUAUCACGGGUUCUCUAUGAGACAGGGUAUGAGAAACUGGGUCUGGUAUGCCACUCGCAGGGUACGGCCCAAACGUUCGUGGCGCUGGCAAAGGACCAACGUCCCGAACUAGGCGAGCGCAUCUCUGUCUUCUGUGCUCUAGCACCAGCCGUAUUCGCCGGACCGCUUGUUGAGCGCGUCUACUUCCGAUUUAUGAGACUAAUAUCGCCCGGAACCUUUCGGCUCAUCUUUGGCAUCCACUCGUUCAUCCCCUUCAUGGUCACCGUUCGACGGUGGCUUCAUGCUCGCAUAUACGGGAAGCUAGGCUACAUUGUCUUCUCCUACCUAUUCAACUGGUCAGACAGCCGAUGGGACUAUGAACUCCGAGAUCGAAUGUUCCAAUUUGCACCUGUCUAUGUUAGCACAGAGACGAUCCGGUGGUGGCUAGGAGCAGACGGCUUCUCAACGCAUCAAUGCAUUCUCGCAACGAAGGAGGCUUAUCUAGCCGAGAUCAACGAGAGCUGCAAUAUCACACGCAGCACACCCCCCCAUUGUUCCACCGCUUGGUACGGGCCUCAAACUCCGCCCUUUGCCCUGUGGAUCGGCGGUUCAGACCAGCUAGUCGAUGGACGCAAACUCUUGCAUCGCCUGGAGAGUGGGCGUGAGCCGCAUGUCCACGUGGUUCAUUCAAAGGUUAUCAAGGAGUACGAGCAUCUUGAUGUCCUCUGGGCGAUGGAUAUGAUUGAGCAGGUCGGACGGGAGGUCCGGCAGAUCCUUUGGGAGACUAUGCCUGCGGAUGCGAGGGUGUUGAGUGUGACACCGAGGGGGGUGGAAUGAAUCACACAAGGACAAAUUGUAUAUGCUCAUUUCUCUUCAUGUAUUUAGCUUUGUACAUAUAUACUUAUAGAUAGAUAGAAC
This is a messenger RNA of Aspergillus nidulans FGSC A4, 2184 nucleotides long. Its product is annotated as putative ab-hydrolase associated lipase. The record is from RefSeq and is a predicted model, not a curated record. NCBI's taxonomy places the organism in Eukaryota, Fungi, Ascomycota, Eurotiomycetes, Eurotiales, Aspergillaceae. Gene Ontology annotation, biological process: lipid metabolic process. The coding region runs from base 187 to 2103 and encodes 638 amino acids. The transcript has a single exon.